AUGUCGAACACGCCGAACCCGCUCUUCAAGUUCAGCCGCGAAGGCUUCUCCGUACGCGUCAACAACAUCGCCGAUGCAGUGUCGCGCCGAGAGAUUCUGGACUUGUUCAACAACUUGAUUGGAGACAUCGUUAGAUGCGAAGAGAUGUACGACAGAGGUCGCAGAUACUAUCUCCUGACCUUCUCUACCCAGGACUCCGCCAAGAAGGCGCUGUGUAUGACAGGCUACAACGUCGACGGAGUGCCUCUAUCUGUCGUUGGCAUGCCAUUGUCGGAUGUUCCUCGCUCCGGAAGGGGUCCGAAACAACCUGACACUCGGAGGAACUUGUACGUACUCGGCCUUCCUUUCGACCUCACCAAAACGGAGUUCGCUGAGAUUUUCGGCCGGUUCGGGGCCGUCGCUCAUGCGGUCAUUCUGGCCACUGUCGACAAUGCAUCCAGACGCCGUGGGUUCAUCGUCAUGGCUCGUCAUCAUGACGCCAAGGUUGCGAUGGAAGGGCUUAACCGCAAGGACAUCAAGGGCCACAUUAUCGAUGUCUCCUGGGCCGUGGUGCAACGCUCUGAUGGUUUCCUCGACGGCGGGGACCGUGCCACUGUCCUCUCGACCACGUCGCCUUCAGGAUCACCCACUCCCUUCGAGAUGGGCCCUAUCAGCCCGACACUUCCUGAAAUACAGAUGCCCAUCGUCGUCACUCCGCCCUCUGAAUACCCUCCCACCGGAAACUAUGCUAUGACCUCAUCUUCGCUCAUGAUCAAGAACUUGCCUGCCGUUCUCUUCUCGCAGCUGUCCGAUCUGCACCCUCUCCUAGGACCCUAUGGCGACAUCAAGAAACUAGAGAUACUGCCUGCUGCACCUGGCGACCGGGCUCAUGUGUCGGCUAUCGUGGAAUAUGCCACUUCUACUCAGGCCACGGACGCUGCGAACGGCCUGAACGGACAAGCAUACUCUGUUCCUCCUCUCAGUGUUGAAUUCGUUCGCACCAGCUCUGCUCAGGGCGACGCCGACGGCAAACCUGGUCUCAAUCCUCGUGCCGUGCCUUUCGCUGUACGGACUGGGCAUGCUCACCUCGGUCUCCGUAAUUCUGUGUCGCCUAUGUAUCCUGGUUCUGGUUAUUCUGAGGCUGGUCUUGCUGCGCUUGGGAAGAGCGGUCUGCUCUCCUCCGACCCUCGAUCUAUGUCAUCGUCGUACGGGACCCCCCUCCUCUAUGUUCCUUACAACAACGUACGCCCGAGCUCUGCUCCGACCACGUCUGUACACCCUCAAUUUCUUCCAAUGUUUAUGUGCUGA
Molecule: messenger RNA, 1287 nt
Organism: Trametes versicolor FP-101664 SS1
Lineage: Eukaryota; Fungi; Basidiomycota; Agaricomycetes; Polyporales; Polyporaceae
Exons: 8
Coding region: 1-1287 (428 amino acids)
Cellular component (GO): cytosol
Molecular function (GO): mRNA binding
Source: RefSeq, a predicted model, not a curated record